Messenger RNA from Salvelinus sp. IW2-2015, 614 nucleotides. NCBI's taxonomy places the organism in Eukaryota, Metazoa, Chordata, Actinopteri, Salmoniformes, Salmonidae. The record is from RefSeq and is a predicted model, not a curated record.
GGGUGUAUUCCCACCAUGGCCGUGCUGUAGUGGUCAACGCUGCCCAGCUGGCCUCCUACUCUCAGAGCAAAACAGGCUCUUAUAGAGACAGAGCAACAGGCUCUUAUAGAGACAGAGCAAAGGCUCUUAUAGAGACAGUGUCCUCCUACUCUCAGAGCAAACAGGCUCUUAUAGAGACAGGGUAUUUUGUGGACGGCAUCUUCCUCCAUUUCUGUGCCAGUAUGAUCAGCGGGUUGGUAACCACGGCAGCGUCCAUGCCCGUCGACAUCGUCAAGACCAGGAUUCAGAACAUGAGAAUGAUCGAUGGGAAACCCGAGUUUAAGAAUGGUCUGGACGUCCUGACCAGGGUGAUUCGUAACGAAGGAUUCUUCUCUCUGUGGAAGGGUUUCACUCCAUACUACGCCAGACUGGGACCUCACACCGUCCUCACAUUCAUUCUCCUGGAACAGAUGAACAAGGCUUAUAAAGUCUACUUCCUGGAUUAGAGACUGGAUAAAUAAGGAUUGGGGAAGGGAGCUGAUCCUAGUUCUGCAACUACGGGAAACUUCACCCCGGAGCCACACACACACACACACUCACACACACACAGAAGCAGGCGCACACAGACUGAAGCA